AUGACCAUCACUCAACGACUCGUUCGUGCACUUUAUGAAUAUGUAACGUCACAAUUACUUAAUUUGCCAUUGAUUGAAGCUAGUUUUCACCUAAAAAAGUUACUCAAAGAAUCAGGUUCACUAACUGUUGAAAAUUCAAUUGAGGUCUUUCAUGAAUAUUUAUCUUCAACCAAAACUAAGCCAUUAUUCUAUCGUCAUUUGUUACAUCCGGGUGUAACUGAAGAACAAAUCGAAGAAUUCAUGUCACCCAUUUGUCAAUUAGCCGAGCAACUGGUCGAUAUCGAAUUGGUCGUUUUUUUCGAUGAAGUGAAUACUUCAUCGUGCCUCGGCUUAUUCAAAGAAAUGUUCAUUGAUAGAACAUUGCACGGAGUCAAAUUACCAAAGAAUAUGUUUUUCACCGCUGCUGUUAAUCCAUCAAUAUCUCCAUUACCUAACGAUAAUCGCGCUCAUCGUAGUGAUUAUCUCGUCCAUCGAUUACCACAAUCGCUCGAAAAUUUGAAAGUCUGCUAUGAUAUACUAGAAUCAAAAACUUUAGAAGAUUAUAUUCAACAAAAAAUAUCAAUGUUUCGUGUUGACUCAUUAUCAAAUAAUAGUGAAACACAAAUGCCAUUAGAAGAAUAUGUGCAAGAAAUGCUGACAAAAUCUAUUCUUAAAG
Messenger RNA from Rotaria sp. Silwood2, 655 nucleotides. NCBI's taxonomy places the organism in Eukaryota, Metazoa, Rotifera, Eurotatoria, Philodinida, Philodinidae. The record is from the annotation of a GenBank genome assembly.